UACUUGAAUCCUCUUUACCUUCUGCUCCUUUCUCCUUCAUCCCCCCGACGUGCUAGCCCUCACGUCCAUAUCUUCUUGAAUUAGCGAAACCAUCCAAAACUUUCAUCAUGUCUGCGAUAGAAUCAAUCUAUUGGGACACACCUCUAGAUGUGGAUCCAGCCUGCAAGCAGCUUUUUGAUGAUUUUUAUGGCUAUUCUCCAACCAUGUGUCCGGUAUCAACUUCCAAGAACUUGAUUACCGACUUCCGUAUUUUCGAGAAGAAAUCCCUGAGUCCUAAGUGCAUGUUGGGUGGUUGUGACAGAUCGUUCACGCCGAAUAAACUUCGAGAAGAGAGAAGGAGAAAUCAUCGGAAUCAUCAGACAUGCUCAGGUAUCUCCAAGGGUAUCAUCACGUCCAUCGGUUUUGAAGAAUGCAAGCGAAAGAAAUACAAACAUCUCCGGGAAGCUCAUGAUUCGAUUUAAGCCCUUUGAUUCAUAUUCUCAGAUUUGUUUGGUGUACAAAGGUUGUAACUCUAGCGUGUGAGGAUACUUGAUUUGACAUGUAUAUUUAUGGUUCACUUUGAAUAAAGUCGUUGAAUCC
Messenger RNA from Guillardia theta CCMP2712, 579 nucleotides. RefSeq lists its product as hypothetical. The transcript has a single exon. Bases 108 to 461 code for a protein of 117 amino acids. Lineage: Eukaryota; Cryptophyceae; Pyrenomonadales; Geminigeraceae. The record is from RefSeq and is a predicted model, not a curated record.